UAUGACGUAGAAGCAGUUUGUUGGGAGCUUCAUUCCGUUGUGAGAAGUCGAAGCAAACGUGUGUCUGUACAUAGUGACGCUAAUUUACAACGAUGUUUGUUAAAACGAUAGUGUUGUUAAUAGUGUACUUUUCUGCAGAUUUCUCAAAUGGACAAAGAGAAAACAAGUUUUUCCGAGAAGAUUACACGUAUAUAGAUGAGGGCAAAGGUUUCUAUAAGAUCCAUCAGCACCAGCAAACCUGGUUCGCUGCCAAGGUUGUGUGUGCUCGGGAAGGAGCGAGUCUGUUCUUCCCUGAAAAUGAUGCUGAAGCCAUGGCUGUCGUGGCCUUCUGGGAGAGAACUGCACCCUCACGUGAGCGAAUGCUGCUGGGCAUGUCAGAACUCUUGGUCACAGGAGAUUUUGUUACUAUUGAUGGCAGACCAGUCACUGAAGUAUAUAACAAUUGGAAGCCAGGCGAGCCGAACCACCUUGGCGGCGACGAGCACUGCGUCAACUGGCACAAGGGAGGUGUCCUCAAUGAUUGCCCGUGCGACUACAGAGAUGAUUUCAUUUGCAAAAAGAGCCUCCAUACACUAGAGUGGAACUAUCUUUGCAACAUGUCAAAUAUGGACUACACUUACAACAGGGACGCUGGCAAGUGUUACAAAGUUCACACAACGCCUGUGACCUGGACCGAAGCUAAAGCCAUAUGUGAGGCGGAGCUAACGCAGCUGGCAGUAAUCAAUAACAAGGAAGAAGCUGAAUAUCUUGCCAGUUUAAUUGAGUCCACACCCACCCCAAGAACUGCAGACAAUUACAUGCGUGGAGUAUAUCAUAUGGGUUUCCACAACACAUACGGCGGAGGCUGGCUGACAGUCAAAGAUUUAUCAUUGACAGCCAGACCUGACAUGUGGUGGGGGAACAAUGUUCCCAAGGGAGACUAUCAGUGCGGCUCAAUGUUCUUCAACGGACUUCUGAACAAUAUAGAUUGUGCAACGUCAAGUUUCUUUAUUUGCGAACACGAAGCGCAAUCGAAUGAAUUGUUAUAAUUUUAGUACAUAAUGCAGUAUUGUGUAUAAGUAGAUGACAUAAAUGUCAAGAUUAAGCUUUACAUUUGGAACUUCAAAUAUGAUUAUUAAUAAGCUCAAAAUCGAAAUAUUUAUUCGCUUGUUAAGGUGUAAGAAGUAGUUUAAGGUUAAGACUUUUUGUAUAGGAUACUUCAAUAUUCGUAGUUUCAUGUGACCCUUACAUCUUUAUGCGGUGGACGGAUUUAGGAAAUCUGUUUUGCUUAAAAAUAAUAUACAUUUUAUUUUUGUGGCUAACCUAACCUUAGGGUUAAGAAGUGUAAAAUGACACUUUUUUAUUCAUUGAUAGCCUAUCAUCUAAGAAGAAUCUGUAUUUAAGUUAUUUUACUUAUUUAUGACUUAUUGUAUUGUAUUUCUGUUAUGUUGUAGAUUUUGUUUACCUACUAACUAAAUAAGGCUGUAACAAAAAAAUGCAGUACAAAUUGAUUAGGUACUAGAUUUGUAUCAUGACUUAAAAUUAAAUAUUUCCAAAAUUA
Helicoverpa zea (corn earworm) is the source of this 1540-nucleotide messenger RNA. Its product is annotated as macrophage mannose receptor 1-like. NCBI's taxonomy places the organism in Eukaryota, Metazoa, Arthropoda, Insecta, Lepidoptera, Noctuidae. The record is from RefSeq and is a predicted model, not a curated record. The coding region runs from base 93 to 1028 and encodes 311 amino acids. The transcript has 5 exons.